AUGGGUAUCCAGAAGAGAACGCGCAAAUUCGCUCAGGUGAAAAGAGCAAUUGGUAGCCGUGAUAGCCGGUUAAAGCAGAACCAAGCAAAAGCACCACAGAAGGGCAAAGACGAGAAGAAGAACGAUGACCUUGUCCGAGAAAUCCCCCAAGUCUCCUCAGCCCUCUUCUUCCAAUACAACACAGCCCUGACACCCCCAUACUCCAUCCUCGUCGACACAAACUUCCUCUCGCACACCGUUCAGCACAAACUCGAGGUGAUCCCCACAAUGAUGGACUGCCUAUACGCCAAAUGCAUCCCGAUCGUGACCGACUGCGUGCUGGCGGAGUUGGAGAAGCUGGGCCCCAAGUACCGCAUUGCGCUGCGCAUAGCCAAGGACCCGCGCUUCGAGAGACUCAAGUGUGACCAUAAGGGCACGUAUGCGGACGAUUGUCUUGUUGAUCGGGUUAUUAAGCAUCGGGUUUAUAUUGUGGCGACGAAUGAUAGGGAUUUGAAGAGGAGGAUUCGGAAAAUCCCCGGUGUACCCAUUAUGAGCGUCGCGCGGGCGAAGUAUGUUAUUGAGCGGCUCCCCGACGCGCCUGAGAAAUGA
Molecule: messenger RNA, 588 nt
Organism: Blastomyces dermatitidis ER-3
Lineage: Eukaryota; Fungi; Ascomycota; Eurotiomycetes; Onygenales; Ajellomycetaceae
Product: rRNA-processing protein FCF1
Exons: 5
Coding region: 1-588 (195 amino acids)
Cellular component (GO): nucleolus; small-subunit processome
Source: RefSeq, a predicted model, not a curated record